UGUGCCUGGCCUUUGUAAGUUACUGAGGGGGAAAUGGCAGGAAGUUAUGAAGCAAGUCAGUCAACUGUAUAUGCUGUAGAGCCAAUUGAUCAGGCAGCAGUUACAUUUAAGAACUGUCUGGAGCUGGACUGACAUCAACAAAGACCAUUGCAUUAAGAAGGAUGCUUAAUCUGCGGGCGGCACAGAGCCAGUUUACCCAUGAAGUGCGAGAGCCAGGGCUGUAUGUCUGGAGGGUUGAGAAGAUGAGGGCUGUGCUCCUUGAACCAUCACAGAGGGGAAUCUUCUACAAUGGGGAUGCAUAUAUUGUGCUCAGCAACCGUGGAAAAGAUGGAAGUGACCUACACAUGUGGAUGGGUGAGAAGUCGUCCCGGGAUGAGCAGGGUGCUUGUGCCAUGCUUGCCACUCAACUGGACAGCUUCUUGGGAGGAGAGCCGGUACAACACCGACAGGUGCAAGGAUACGAGUCACCUGAGUUCAUGGGACUCUUCCCUAAAGGAGUCAGCUACAAGGAGGGUGGGGUGGAUUCUGGGUUUAAGAGUGCCAGGUCCAGGACUGGCCCUGUUACACAUCUCUACCAAGUCAAAGGAAAGAAAAACAUCCGUGCAAGAGAGGUGGCGCUUAGCUGGGGGAGCUUCAACAAGGGCGACUGUUUUAUACUGGACCUUGGAGAGACUGUAGUCGCAUGGAGCGGUUCCAAAGCCAAUAUGUUUGAGCGUCAGAAGGUGCGUGAGAUAGCAAUGCUGAUCAGAGACACUGAAAGGAAUGGGAAAGCUCACAUCAUCGAUGUGACAGAGGGAGAGGAACCACUGGAGAUGGUUCAGGCACUUGGUCCAAUCCCAGCUCUGAAGGACAGCUCAACAGAGGAAGACACUGAAGCAGACGUCAUUAAUUCUGCUUCCCUUUACAAGGUGUCUAAUGCGACAUGCCAAAUGACCUUGACAAAACUGUGUGACAAAGGCCCUUUCAGUCAAGAGCUGCUGGAGAAAGAUGACUGCUUCAUCCUGGACAAUGGAUCUAGUGGGAAGAUUUACGUUUGGAAAGGUAAUGGAGCCAAUGCAGAGGAGAAGACAGUUGCCCUGAAGGUGGCAGAUGAGUUUAUUACAGAAAUGAACUAUCCCAGGAUGAGAACACAGGUGGAAAUUCUCCCUCAGGGACGUGAAUCGGUCCUCUUCAAACAGUUCUUCAAGAGCUGGAGUUAAACACACACCAACAUAUAGGAUGUACUGUAUGUAGAAAAUGAUACUCAUUUUGUAUAAUCACAUAGCAUACUAGCUUAGCUUAUCUGUUGCUACUCUUUGCUAUUAGCCAAAACAUGCUUGUUUGAUCCCAGGUAUUGUGAAGACUUGGAUGGUUGACAUUUUUAUUCAGGAACUGCCUAUUUAAUAAAUAAAAAUACAUUUGUGAAUUGUUGAUUCUGUCACAUUCAUAAUGCUUUGCAUUAAUAUAAAA
Messenger RNA from Sinocyclocheilus grahami, 1449 nucleotides. RefSeq names its product macrophage-capping protein-like. The transcript has 9 exons. Gene Ontology annotation, cellular component: cytoplasm; actin cytoskeleton. The coding region runs from base 162 to 1199 and encodes 345 amino acids. Gene Ontology annotation, biological process: actin polymerization or depolymerization; central nervous system development; barbed-end actin filament capping. The record is from RefSeq and is a predicted model, not a curated record. Gene Ontology annotation, molecular function: actin filament binding; phosphatidylinositol-4,5-bisphosphate binding. NCBI's taxonomy places the organism in Eukaryota, Metazoa, Chordata, Actinopteri, Cypriniformes, Cyprinidae.